UGUGGGAGGGGUCUCCUGGAGGUCACGUGGUCUGAGCCUUUGUUGAUUUGAGAAAGAACAGGAGGACAAAAAAAAAAAAGUCCCGGUCCCACUGUGCGUCCGACCGACUGCUUACGUGAAUCCUCCCCGGCGAACACUCGCUCCGCUUCGGCCUGGAUGCUGCUGGAAGCCCCUUUUGGACUUUUCCCUGGAUCUUUUUUUUUUUUUUGGUCCGCGGCGAUCCGCGUUUCUCCCCGCCCGGUUUGAGUGCGAGGCAGCUGGGCUGCAUGGGGGAUGGAGGCUCAGUGAGUCCGGGCUGUGAGCGGACUGAUUUUGAAGGGGUGUCGGAGGUGUGGGGGGUCGGUGUGUGAAGAAGAAGCCCCAGGCCCUGCUUUGCUUUGUUAUCCCGGGCUCUGUUUAGCAGCAGCCCUCCUCCCUUCCUCGGCUUUCUCAUCGUGUUUUCCAGCCUAUUUCUCCCCCGUGUUUCUCCGUGCGUGGAACCGUUUUCCUCGCAGACACUGGAAGGAGUUCUUGGAGAGAGGGAGAGGGAAACACACAUGGAGAUAUUUAGGAUUUAACCCCCGCAACGUAUUCCGUAUCCCUCUUUUUCUGCGGCGUGUUUUUCUAUUGAUGAUUUUGUUCAGCUUCUUUUGAAGGACGAAUCCAGAAAAAAAGACCCUUUUUAUAUCUGUUUCUCUCUCUCUUUACGCUUUGUAUCAUCUGUCUACUCAUCCAUCUCUCCCUGUGUACCUCUAUCCCCUUAAAUCCCCCCUUUCCACCUCCAUCUGUCUCUCUUUUUUUCCUACCUUUCAGUCUCUACCUCUCCCCUCUGUCUGUCUCCACCCCUCCAUCUAUCUCUCCUUAAUUUCCUACCUUUCAGUCUCUGUCUGCCUCCAUCCCUCCGUCUGUCUCUGUGGAUGUCCUCCCUCCUCCCGCCGCCCUCCAUCAUGGCUCCGGUGUGCCGGUUCUCCUGGUUCCGCUGCCUGCUGGUUCUGCUGGUUCUCCCCGCCGCCCGGAGCUCGUUCGCCCGCAGCGGAGGCAGCAGCAGUGCGGACUGCGGCCCCGGGAAGGCCGCCGACUGCCCCGAUAUAUCGGAGAAGAAGAGCGACCUGCGAGUGUGUGACGCCGGGACGUGUCGCUUCGGAGGAACCUGCCGCGAGAACGGAGCCGACAUCAAAUGCGUCUGCCAGUUCCACUGUAAUAAGAAGUACGUCCCCGUGUGCGGGACCAACGGAGACACGUACCAGAACGAGUGCUUCCUGAGGCGCGCCGCCUGCAAGAAACAGCGAGCCAUCACCAUCCUGUCAGAGGGAGCCUGUUACCACGACGGUGCUUCAGGAUCUGGUGACGGAGAUGACGAGGGCUCUGGGCGCGGUAAAAAGGUCUCCAAAUGUGGAAACUGCAAGUUUGGAGCCGAAUGUGACGAAGACUCUGAGGAUAUGCUCUGCAUGUGCAACAUCGUGUGCAACGGCCACAACGAUAACCCGGUGUGCGGUGGCGACGGCGUCACCUACGACACGCCCUGCCACGUCCGAGAGGCAUCCUGCCUCAAACAGCUCAAGAUCGACAUCAAACACGUGGGACGUUGCCAAGAUAAAAGUAGGAAGGAUGACAGCGUGAAGACCAAGCCCCCCAUCUUCGCCGUGCCGAAGCCUGGCGAGGGGGAGGAGUUUGAGGACAGCCCCGCCCCCUGCUCGGAAGACUACGCCCAGUUCUGUGAGCACGGCCAGUGUGAGCUGAGACACAACCUGCCCACCUGCAGGUGUGAGGCAGCGUACGGUGGUCCCCAGUGUGACCAGCUGCUGGACUUUAACAUCCUGUACGUGGUGCCCAGCGGUCAGAAGCUGCACUACGUGCUCAUCGCCGCCAUCAUCGGCGCCGUUCAGAUCGCCGUCAUCGUAGCUGUGGUCAUGUGUUUCACCAGGAGGUGCAACAAGACGAAGCGCGGGCGGCGACAGAAGCAGCACCUCGGCCACUUCCCAUCGGGAACGUCCUCCAGGAUGAUGUAG
Messenger RNA from Perca fluviatilis (European perch), 1988 nucleotides. RefSeq names its product transmembrane protein with EGF-like and two follistatin-like domains 1b (gene tmeff1b). The record is from RefSeq and is a predicted model, not a curated record. Gene Ontology annotation, molecular function: protein binding. Bases 897 to 1988 code for a protein of 363 amino acids. Lineage: Eukaryota; Metazoa; Chordata; Actinopteri; Perciformes; Percidae. The transcript has 10 exons.